Molecule: messenger RNA, 703 nt
Organism: Hibiscus syriacus
Lineage: Eukaryota; Viridiplantae; Streptophyta; Magnoliopsida; Malvales; Malvaceae
Product: agamous-like MADS-box protein AGL62
Exons: 2
Coding region: 1-699 (232 amino acids)
Biological process (GO): positive regulation of transcription by RNA polymerase II
Molecular function (GO): DNA-binding transcription factor activity, RNA polymerase II-specific; RNA polymerase II cis-regulatory region sequence-specific DNA binding; protein dimerization activity
Source: RefSeq, a predicted model, not a curated record
AUGGGGAAGAAGAGCUUAGGCCGUCAAAAGGUAGAGAUGGUGAAGAUGAAGAACAAUAGCAAUCUCCAAGUGACCUUCUCGAAACGGCGUUCUGGUCUUUUUAAAAAGGCUAGUGAACUCUGCACACUUUGCGGUGUCGAAAUCGGUAUCAUCGUCUUUUCGCCGGGGAAUAAAGUUUUCUCCUUUGGUCAUCCCGAGAUCCGUAAUGCUAUUGAUUGGUAUGUCAACGGCAACCCUCCGGAUAAUUCGAGCACUCUGUAUAUCAUGGACGCUCAUCGUAACGCGCAUGUUCGCGAACUCAACAUGCAGCUUAGUGAGUUGGUGAGCCAAACCGAAGUCGAAAAAAGGCACGGCGAAGAGCUGAGCCAACUGAGAAGAGCAAGCCAGGGGCAGUACUGGUGGGAGGCGCCCGUCGAGGAACUUAGUCUGCCGCUUCUCCAGCAGCUGAAAUCGGCGUUAGAGGAGUUGAAGAAGAAUGUGGCAAAGCAAGUGGAGAAGCUUCGUAUUCAGACCACGAUUUCCCAGCAGUUUUUCAUGGGGAGUUCGAGUACAGGGAUGUUUCCGAAUAACAUCGAUUUCGACCCGAACAUGAUGCCUCAAGGAUACAAUGCUCCUCCUAAUACGAUACCUCCUGGAUUCAACCCCAAUCCCGAAGGAUACAAUCCUUGUCCUCCUGGAUUUGGACAUGCAUUCUUCUAAGUAA